UUCUUCUUCCUGGGGUAUUUUGGUAUUUGGAGAAUUUCUUGUGUUUAGGCCAGAGGAGUGAGGAGGGUUUUAUUUUCUUUUUUUCCCUAAUUUCAGAUUUGGGGGGAAAAUCUUUGGAGAUGGAGCUCUUCUCAUGGCGGCCUGGCGAUUCAAAUUCCUCCGACGGUGUGGAUUCUCUCUAAACAGGUUUUGAUGGCACCAUUGGCACUGCUUGGUUUCAUCUACUGAUAUCACUGCUGGUACCCUCUUCUAAGUUGAGCUCUAGUUGAUUGUAAGUGGUGCAUUUUUGGGAGGCAGUACUAUUGUAAGCUCUAGAGCCAGAAAGAGGUUAAAGAAUGGAAUGCAAUAAAGAUGAGGCCCUUAGGGCAAAAGAGAUCGCUGAAAAGAAGUUCCUAGAAAAGGACGUAGCAGGUGCGAAAAAAUUUGCCUUGAAGGCGCAGAAUCUCUUUCCAUCACUUGAGGGCAUCAGCCAGUUGAUCGCAACACUAGAUGUCUAUCUUGCUUCAGAAGUGAAAGUUCCUGGUGAAAAGGAUUGGUAUGCGAUUAUGUGUGUCAAUGCUUUAGCCGAUGAUGAGACACUGAAGAAACAAUACAGGAAGUUAGCUCUCCAGCUUCACCCUGAUAAGAACAAAUCUGUUGGUGCUGAAGGUGCCUUCCAGCUUAUUUCCGAGGCAUGGAAUGUACUAUCUGAUAAGACUAAGAGAUUAUUGUAUGACCAGAAGAGAAAUGUAAAAGGAUUCCAGCAGAAGACUUCUCUGGGUAAUAAAGAUAGCAAUGGCUUUUACAAUUUUGCUAACAGUGCUACAUCCAUGGCAAGAGCUCAGAAGGGCACCUCUGGUCCAGCACCGACUGCUAAUCCGCCUCCUCCUCGGCCAACAAAGCCCAAUACCUUCUGGACUUCAUGCAACCGUUGUAAGAUGCAGUAUGAGUACCUCAGAGUAUACCUUAAUCACAAUCUCCUCUGUCCUAACUGCCGUGAGCCUUUCUUAGCUUCAGAAACUGGGUUUCCAACCAAUGGACCAAACUCUUCCACUUCUUGGUCGGCUUCGCAGCAGCGUCAGCAGAAUUCCAAACAUAAUUCUACAAGAAAAAAUGUUUAUGGUCCUGGGAAAAGUACCUCCACCCCAGGAAUGGGAGCCAGUGGUUUCCAGCAUGGAGUUGGAGUUCAUCUUGAUUCAUACAAUAACGUAAACUUCCAGUGGGGCCCAUUCUCUAGAACAGCGGGGGCUGCAAGUGCGACUGCAUCAUCAGCUGCUGCUGCACAGGCUGCAAACGUGGUCCAUCAGACAUAUGAGAAAGUAAGAAGAGAACGUGAAGAGGCACAAGCAGCUGCUAGAAAGGAAGAGGCUCUUCGCAGGAAGCACUAUGCCUCCAAGAGGAAUGCUAGUGGGUCUGGAAAUCUUUAUACAGGGUCAAAUGACAGUGUGCCUACAAGGAAACGAAGAGGGAUUGGUGAGGAUGCUGGGAAUGAUAAUGGAGGGGCCCAGACAGGACGAGUGGGUGCUUCUGAAAUGGAAAGGGUUGAUGGAGGCACUGGAGAUUUUUUCAAAUCCAGAACUAAUUCCAGGCAGUUCAACUUAGCGAGGGAGUUUUCCCAACUCGAUAUUCGGAAUAUAUUGAUUGAGAAAACCAAGGUUACAAUCCGUAAAAAGUUAGAAGAGUGGAAUUCUGCUGCAGCAGCAAAAAAGGAAGAAAAAGAAAAAGCAAAGAAGAAACAAAAACUAAACGAAAAUGAUGAAGAAAAGAUUAAGGAUGUCGUUUAUGGUAAUGCCAAUCAAGAUGUCUUGGUUGACUUUGGGAGCAAGGGUAAACCAGCUACUGGCAAGAAGGAUUCCUCGAAUGACUUAAAUGCUGAUUCAGGCAAGGGGGUUGGUGAAUCAGUAACAAUUCAUGUUCCUGAUCCAGAUUUUCAUGAUUUUGAUAAAGAUCGAACAGAAAAAUCUAUUGAAGGUGACCAGAUAUGGGCAACCUAUGAUGAUGACGAUGGAAUGCCCCGCUUUUACGUGAUGGUUCAGAAAGUCACCUCUUUGAAGCCUUUUCAAACCCGCCUGAGCUUUCUAACUUCAAGGGCCAAUAGAGAAUUUGGGCCGCUUAAUUGGGUUGAUUCAGGUUUUACCAAAUCUUGUGGGGAUUUUAGGGUAGGAAGGUAUGAAACCAAUGAUACAAUCAAUAUUUUCUCACAUAGAGUUAAAUUUGAGAAAGGCCCACGUGGCUUGAUUAAGAUUCUUCCAAGGAAAGGGGAGAUCUGGGCCCUCUACAGAAACUGGUCUGCUGAUUGGGAUGAGAACACUCCUGAUGGAGUCAUCCACCAAUACGACAUGGUAGAGGUACUUGAUGACUACAAUGAGGAACAAGGUGUAUCUGUCAUCCCUUUGGUCAAAGUUGCUGGAUUUAAAACAGUAUUCUGUCGGCACGUGGACCCAAGAGAAGCAAAGAGGGUCCCUAGAGAAGAAAUGUUUCGUUUCUCACAUCAGGUACCUUCAUAUGUGCUGACAGGUGAGGAAGGUCAAAAUGCACCAAAGGGUUGUCAUGAGCUUGACCCAGCAGCAACUCCUUUGGAACUUCUUCAGGUAAUUACAGAAACUCAAGAAGAUAAGGUUAUGUAAUCUGUGGAAAAACCAGUCAGUUAAUACUGGAUUAUCUAGGUCCAUUUAUUGACCUUCUAGCAUCAAUUCAUACUGCAAGCAUUCCUACAUUCAUUGGUUUUUCAGAGCUGUAUAGCUUCUUCGACUUUUUUUGGCUGGUUACUGGGAAUAUGUGCCAGGAUGAGCUGUCUAUGUGCAGUCACCUGUGACAGUUUUCAAUAGGUGUCUCUAACCCCAAAUUUUCUCUAUGAUACAAAGAUAGCUUAGGUUUGCAUAGUUCAUAGAAUCCAUAUGGUGGAAUUAAACACUGAUGGCAGAGCUUGUGAUGGUGUUUCUUCUGGUGAUGGAGCUUUUUAUGAUUGCUGAAGCUGCUAUAGAUGGAAGGAAAAUUCCAGGGAAUGCCUGUUGGCCUGUGCUGUUUUCUGCCUUGUGGGGAGUUGAUAGUACAAGCUAAGAGCUCUGACAAUGGUGUUCUAUCUGAAUGUCUGGAGAUUAAAAUCAUAGGGCCUGUAGCUGGAUUAUAUAUUUACAGUUUUCUAUAUUUCUAGUUUACCUUUUAAUUCUAUAUGAACUUUUAAUAUAGCAGAAUGUUGGACCUUGUCAUCUUGGUCAAUGGUCGGUAUAAUACUAGUGGGCUCAGUCCCUCCUGUCUGUAAGCAUGCAGAAAAUGGCAGUGGUUGAGACUCUUAAGUCUUCUUGUAAGUCAUAACUUGAAAAACUAUGCAAGUUUCAUUAGGAUGUUGUUAUACAAAUUUUAUCAUGAUCAUGAAGUGCAUGUUAUACA
Phoenix dactylifera (date palm) is the source of this 3369-nucleotide messenger RNA. Lineage: Eukaryota; Viridiplantae; Streptophyta; Magnoliopsida; Arecales; Arecaceae. The record is from RefSeq and is a predicted model, not a curated record.